AUGGCAUCUCAAGCAUGCGCUGCUGUUUGCAAGGGAUGGCAAGUCGUCAUCGAGAGCCAAACUUUCGAGACCCUUACAGUGGACUCUAGUUCCAUAGAAAAGUUUGGAGAGAUCUUCAUCGGUAGUGUGAGGCGUCAAGCAUGUCUCAAAAACUUGAUAUUCACCAUAUUGCUGGAAAAAACCGUGUCUUCCAACAUAACGCGGCGGUUCUCCAAAAGUGCAGCAUCCGGUCAAAAUUCAAAAUUCACUUAUGAUGUCUUAAUGCUAUUCGGAAUUCUUUGUCUAUGGGAUGCCGACGAAAUCUUCAGAAUUAACAAAUCGGGACUAAGCCUGGAGAUUGCCGUGGAUUAUCGAAAGAACGAGAAAUAUGAUGACUCGAUUCAGAUAGAAGGUGUUUGGGGGUUCCGCAAAUUAAGCUGGUGCUUUAGAAACGCGACCUACCUUCCCGAGAUUGAGAUUAUAACCGACUUUCGAAUCCUACGUCGGGUUUUGGGCGAUAUCGAUGAAGCUGCCCGUCUCAAGAUCAUGCACUUAUCGUCAUGGCCCACAUCUCUGCGAAAGAUUUCGAUUUUCCAGCCGACAAACCUUGAAACCGAACGAGGAAACACCGAUAGUAGUAGCGAGUACGAUAGUGAUGACGUAGACAGAGAUCCCACCAUAAAUGAUAGAAUUUGGACUCUCCAGUGGGAUAUCUCUGCCGAUAUGGCCCUGCGCUGCCGUAGACUGGAAGGACUCGGCAUUUGUAACACCAUUGAAGCAACGACGUUCUUCAACUUCCUUCAACCCCCGCCGACCCAACCAAUGUAUAGCCGAACUCUCAGCCCUGGUGUCCAACCAAUGCGCAGUUGGGACACAUUACGCUUCCUGAGCCUCACAGCCUCCAUGAUUUCCCCUCAAAAAAUUUGCGACCCCAAUGGGCUCAAAGGGCUCAACAAUCUCUUGGCCAGAGUAGCUCGAUUGGCCGUAGAGAUGCGAGCGAUGAAAGCCCUUGAAUUGUUCAACGCAAGCAAUACAGACGCAGCCAUUUUCCGACUUUUAGUAACCCAGCAGCGGGCUACGAUUCAUUGGAUUGGUACUUGGUCGUUCAGCAUGGAUGAGGAUGUGAAAAGACUAUGGGAAUGUACCACUAUCGGCGACGGUACGAGUCCCGAAUUUGCCCCGGAGGGAAUCGUGGCUGAGUAUAAUGAUCCUACUAAUUUUAUUGUUACACAUCUGUUGACACGAGGCAUUAUAUUCCACCCUUCAACGAUAAUGGAUAUCACCGGAACCAAGGAGUUCAGAGAUCCGCUCGUAGAACUGGGACUCAAAUCUCCAUACCCAGAGUAUAUCACAGAUUCUACUAGGGAAAAGGCAUGAACAUAGAAGGGACGCUAGGUCAGCAUACGACGAAACCAUGACGACUGAGCUGUUAUAUCGAAUCGCAAACUUGCUUUGCGGGAAGUCGGCCGCCAAAUUCAACUAUCGCCGGAAUUGACACUUGAGCGGGGAUUCGGCGAUGAUAUGUGCAUAGCUUUCCUAUUUUAUUCUAGAUAAGAAUUUGAAGAGCUUGAUUGCUUUAUUGCUCUAAGUUAAUGCUCAUUCAAAUGGCGUGUAAUUAUUUCACUGAGCAAAUUUCAUACAUAUGUGG
Hypoxylon trugodes is the source of this 1627-nucleotide messenger RNA. RefSeq lists its product as uncharacterized. The record is from RefSeq and is a predicted model, not a curated record. Bases 1 to 1356 code for a protein of 451 amino acids. NCBI's taxonomy places the organism in Eukaryota, Fungi, Ascomycota, Sordariomycetes, Xylariales, Hypoxylaceae. The transcript has 3 exons.